Plutella xylostella (diamondback moth) is the source of this 2589-nucleotide messenger RNA. It is a transcript of the gene NGR-A26, whose product is annotated as neuropeptide receptor A26. Gene Ontology annotation, molecular function: neuropeptide receptor activity; vasopressin receptor activity. Lineage: Eukaryota; Metazoa; Arthropoda; Insecta; Lepidoptera; Plutellidae. Gene Ontology annotation, biological process: neuropeptide signaling pathway. The record is from RefSeq and is a predicted model, not a curated record. Gene Ontology annotation, cellular component: plasma membrane.
GGUACGCGCGGCGCUCCACACGCGAGUGCGUCGGUCGCGUUCGAUAUUUACGAAACUCGCGCCAAACACUGGCCAACUUUACUUUUGUGAAAAAUAAAACCAUGCAUGAUGGAGUGAGGGAGAGACUGCCCAUGGAGGUCAUAAAAUAGUUUCGAAUAGUAUUUAAUUCAAAAAGUUUACGCGCGUUCUAAGUUUUUUUUGUUUAAAAGAAAUUUUUGUUCGUGUUUUCAGUUUUAAAUGACAAUGAAUUUUUAUUAGGUGAUAAUGAUAGAGGUGCUGCCGCCAGUUCAGGGAGAAUGAUCCAGUCAAGGAAAUACAAGAUAGUGUAGUUAGCAGCAGCCAUGGACCCCGAGGAGAUACUGGAAGAGGAGCUGGCGGGGCUGCCCACCCCCCGCACCUCGUACUUCACCACCGGCUUCGUCCAGGACCCACGCAACCUGAGCCAAGAGCUCAACCGCACCGUCGCCGUGGCCGCCGAGAAUCUGAACGUGUAUUAUUUCUAUGAUACGAUUCAAUUCACGGUGAUGUGGGUGCUGUUUGCGGCCAUCGUGGUGCUCAACUCGUCGGUGAUCGCCGCUCUGCUCUGCACCAGUGCCCGGAAGAGCCGGAUGAACUUCUUCAUCAUGCAGCUGGCUAUAGCUGAUCUAUUCGUGGGCCUGAUUUACGUGUUUGUGGAUAUCAUCCAGAAGAUUACAAUAGCGUGGUUGGCUGGAGAAGUGAUGUGCAAGUUGGUGAAGUUCCUACAGGCUGUAGUGAUGUACGCGUCUACCUACGUGCUAGUGGCCCUGAGCAUAGACCGGUGUGACGCCAUCACCAACCCUAUGAACUUUUCAGGCAGCUGGAACAGAGCUCGGGGCCUGAUCGCGUCCGCGUGGCUCAUCAGCUUCAUAUUCUCCAUCCCGCUGCUGAUCCUGUACGAGGUGAAAGAAGUUCAAGGCAAGGACCAGUGCUGGAUCGACCUGGGCACCCCGCUGCGGUGGCAGGUGUGGAUGACGCUGGUCUCCAUGAUGAUCUUCGUGCUGCCCGCGCUGACCAUCGCCGUGUGCUACGCGGUGAUAGUGCUAACCAUCUGGACAAAGAGCAAGGCGGUGGUGAUGAGCCCGCCGAUACAAUCGUCGCGGCGGACGAAGACGCUGAGGAAUUGCCAGAUGGACAGUGACCCCGAGUCGCGUCGAGCCAGCUCCCGCGGGCUCAUACCUCGAGCCAAGAUCAAGAGUGUCAAGAUGACAUUCGUCAUUGUGUUUGUGUUCGUCCUGUGCUGGUCGCCGUACAUCGUGUUCGACCUGCUGCAAGUCUACGACUACUUCCCGCAGUCUCAGACGACCAUGGCGGUGGCCACGCUCAUCCAGAGCCUCGCGCCGCUCAACUCCGCCGCCAACCCGCUCAUCUGCUGCAUGUUCUCGCCGCAUAUAUACUCCAGUCUUAGGAGGGUGCCCCCCUACCGCUGGCUGUGGUGCGGGCGGCGGCGGCGCGCGCGCGGCACCCUGCGGUCCCGCUCCGACUCCACCGCGCACUCCGACUUGCUCAGCUCCACGCAUGCGCGAAGGACGCAUUCUGUUGCUACUACGCUGAACCGCACUAGAAGCAGCAGCGUCUCCCGCCUCCACCACGGCAACCACGACUCGCGACGAACGCAACUCCUCGUGCUGACGUCCACGAAGGAUUGACAACGAACUGACGAACUGACGUCGAAUGACGUGAUGCUCUAGUGUCAGACGCCGGUGCCGCCACAUGCACCAUGCUUCUGUUAUAAGCAUAAGAGACCUUAUAGUGGACAGUGAAGAUAUUUAAUUGAAAAGUAUUAUAAUCUGUGUGUUUCGAUAUAUGUAGGUAAAUGGUGUAUAUGGAUCCUUUUGGUGUAUCGAUACGAAUAAAUUUCGCCACUAAAGUAUUGAAAAUAAACUCUAUUUUGUAUUAAGUUUAGGUAAGAAUGUUUAAAAUAAUUAAGAAUAUUUAUAAUGCAUUUAUUUUAGUCAGUAGAACCUAGAUGCGUAGAGACCUAUUUAUUUGAUUAGUACUUUAGAAUAAUUUAGAACAUGAAUUGUUUUUAGUAGAGUUUGUGGGACAUAAUAUUAUGUAUGAAUGAUAGGAAUUUCAUCAUUGAUUUUAUAUCCACAGGACCAUUGGACAUGAUUUCUUUAUGAUUAAACGGAAUUUGUAAUAAAAUUAGGCCAAGUGUAAAAAAGUUACAAAUUAGGUAUGAAAGCUAAGUAUAAUUUGAAUUGAACCUACAGUAUUCGAUAUGAGGCUUAUUUAACUUAGGUUUAGUAACAAUAAUUAACGAAUAUAACUACAAUAUUUCGAAGAUAUAGGUAAUAGUGAAUGUAUUAGGUAUAAUAUAAAUUAUAACUUCCUAUUUUUGUAUUGUUAUGACCGUAGCUGUAAAUAAACUAAACUUAAAAAUAAAGAAACAAAAUUGUGCUGGUAAAACCUACCUAAGAAUAUUAACUUAAGUGAACAAAUUGAAAUUCCACGUUCAACAAGGUAUAAGCAAUAUUGUAUAAAAUUUUCCUCCAUAAAUGAAACGGUUUGUAAAUAUUUACAGUAACUAUACAUAUUUAUUGAAUAAAUUACUAUGUUGGAAACUUA